GACCAUCUUGUGAUAUUACCUCUCAAUUACAUCUUGACACACUCAUUUCAGUAUUUUUCGUGUUAAUUUUCAUUUGGGUCGGAUAAAAUGGUGUAAAAAUUAAACCUUUAUUUUUUAAAUUUUUUUGCCCCUCUUUCUCUCUCUAGGAUUUUGGCUUUUGAGUUUCUCUCUCUCUCUUGAUGUUGUAUCAUCUGUCAGAUAUUAAUGGGGCACUGCAGAUUCCUGUGGUUUGCAACUUGGGUUGGGGCCUUUUCAACUCCAGCUGUCCCUAUUUGUAGCAAAGAGCAGUUGUUGGGAUGGGACCAAAUAGACCCAUCCUGAACCUCUCUGGUUUUUCAAGACAACAAUCAAUGUCAUUUAUGAUUUGUGUGUGAAUUCUACCCUUGAAUAUUUUCACCAAAUGUUUAAGGUUUUUACUUAAACCUGAAUUUAUUAUCUGUGUGUUUGUGUUUUUUACUCUUUAGGUUGUCUUUAUCAGAUUGAUGUGAUUUUUUUUUAAUUAGGAUGAAAUUAAUGCUAUCUAAUUGAAAUGUUGUCUUCGAUGGUAUUUGUUUCAAGUGUUUUGGGAAAAUUUUGGUGGGUGAGUUUCUUCUCUUUUACUGUCACACUCAGAAUUAGGUUUUACUACUUGAACUGUGAAUGAAAACAUGUUAGGUGGCGUUGAAGAAAUCUUUUUAUUGUUGGUUGGUUAAUGUGUCAGAAGCUUGACAGUGCGUGUGACUUUGUGCAUCCAUUUUUUCUUUUUGUUUUUUCUUUUGUUUUUUAUCAUGAAUAUUUUGCAUCCAGUGUUUUAAGGUGGAGAUUAGUUGUUAAUUCAAUUGAGUUCUUAUAAUACUCCGUUUUCAUACAACUACUGAAUGGAUUCUACAGUUGAGUAAUUCAUUGGAUGUUAAUGAGGUUGGUUUUCUUGCUUCUGUUAAGUUGUUGGAUCAAAACUAUUGAGAUUAAGAAUAUUUAAUGGAUUUUGUAUUCGAGUACAAGGUGGCUUUAUUAACUUCCAAUCUGGGAAAAAGACUUUGAACCAAAUUGUUAAUCACUGUGUAUAUUCCUACACCCUUUUUUACUUUAUGAGAUUUUAAUUUUUAACCUUACAAGUUUCACUGAUUCUGAGGCCUUUCAUGCCUAAUUAGUUAUUACUAUGAAUUACUGUCUGUUCCAUGGCAUGGACAGAAAACAGAAUAUGAUGCUGAGUGUGUUCAGUGAAAAUGAGUUCUACAGUGGCUAUACUUAUGGGUGAAAGUUUUGUGGGCCUGUGCUGUUAAAACUGUUGUUAUUAUCAGUAGGGCUAAGCUGAAAUUUUUUUUUUAUUGAAUGGGAAAUAGCUAUUUUGAAUGCCCUUUGCUUUCCCUUGUAGUCUUAUCUAUUCUUCCUUCUUUGUUUGUUUCUGGAAGGUCUCUUUCUCAAUCUGAAAUCCUAGACGGUUAUUACAUUGAUUUCAUUGACUGGCGUUCGCAUUAAUUUCUAGGUUUCAUUUCCCUUAAACCGUCAUGUAUUGCAUCCAUGAUUUUAUGGUUGUCAGACUGAGAUAUUUUUCCAUGUUCUAAUUGGACUUCUUUGCCUUUUCAUUCAUCAGCAAGUCAGAAAUUCACAAGUGUCUGGUUUUCUGAAUUUUGAAGUAAAUCACCUUUGAAAUUUCACAUACCUCAUAAGUUUUUUGGGAAACCAUUGGUAUUGAACUCUGUUCAGCUUCCUGCUAUUUUCUGCACAUCAGGCUGCACCUUGUAGUCCAACACAUCUGCUCCCUAAGUUUAUAGCAUUUAGCAUGCUGGCAAGGUUAAUAUUUGUGGUACUCACCAUAGAACAAAUCAGAGUUUGUGGCAUAUAAGAUGGCCUUAACCUAGAUUUAGAGCAGUUAGGUAGAAACUUUUCCUCUCCUUCUAAUAAAACUCGGUAGUUGCUUCAAACAAGACUAGAUGACUGUGGAUGAAGUGGAUAGUAGCUCUGAGUGGAGCAGAGAGCAGGAUAAAGCAUUUAAAAAUGCAUUGGCAACUCAUCCGGAAGAUGACUCAGAUCGUUGGGAGAAGAUAGCCGCUGAUGUGCCGGGGAAGACUAUAGAAGAAAUCAAACAGCAUUAUGAGCUCUUGGUUGAAGAUAUUAACCAGAUUGAAUCUGGUUGCGUGCCUCUUCCAUCUUAUAAUUCUUCUUCAGAGGGCUCAACAAGCCAUGCCAGUGAUGAAGGAGCUGGCAAGAAGGGCAGCGGUCCUGGGCAUUAUAGCGGUGAGUCUAAUCAUGGAACUAAGGCUUCAAGAUCAGAUCAGGAACGACGAAAGGGGAUUGCUUGGACUGAGGAUGAACACAGUUCAUUGGAGCCGGGAACUGAGCAAUCAAUGACUGGAAAGGAUUUGGAAAUUGAAGGAUACACAGUUGGGGGGCUGUCUAUUGGAGGCCAUGAAACAUGCGUCAUUUUCCCCACACUUAAAGUAGCCUUUGAUAUUGGUCGCUGCCCACCUCGCGCUGUUUCCCAGAACUUUCUUUUAAUCACCCAUGCUCACAUGGAUCACAUUGGAGGACUUCCUAUGUAUGUUGCCACACGUGGUUUGUAUCGUAUGAAGCCCCCUACGAUUAUUGUGCCAAUUUCAGUAAAGGAGGAUGUAGAGAAGCUUUUUGAGAUUCACAGGAAAAUGGAUCAAUCAGAACUUAAGCACAACCUGAUUGGCUUGGAUAUAGGAGAAGAGUUUUAUUUGAGAAAGGAUCUUAAAGUAAAAGCUUUCCGGACUUACCAUGUUAUACCUAGCCAGGGUUAUAUACUAUAUUCUGAAAAACAGAAACUUAAACCAGAGUAUGUUGGCCUUUCUGGAAAUGAAAUAAAGAAUUUGAAGUCAUCUGGCGUGGAGAUAACGUACACUUUGACAGAACCAGAAAUUGCUUUCACGGGAGAUACCAUGUCAGAUUUCAUAGUUGAUGAAAAUAACACAGAUGUCUUACGGGCUAGAAUUCUUGUAUUGGAGUGCACCUUUGUUAACAAUUCAAUCACUGUGGAACAUGCCAGAGAUUAUGGACACACUCAUCUGUCCGAGAUAAUAAGUUAUGCUGAGAGUUUACAGAACAGAGCAAUCCUUUUGAUUCACUUUUCGGCUCGUUACACAGUAGAGGAAAUUCAACACGCUGUAAGUGCAUUGCCUCCCAGUUUAUCUGGUCGAACUUUUGCGCUUACCGAAGGUUUCUGAGUCCCUGACAAGUUGGGAGUUUGGUUGAUACAUAAAAAUGACUAUGGAGCUGUUUUUGCCUCCUCCAAACCCACCUGAGACUAUUGGACGCAGUUAGAAUGUACUGUCAUCAUUGAUGACAAAUGUGGGAGAAGUGGAGUGCAAAGCCUAAUCCACUGAUGCAUAGUAUGUUUCGAUUACCGUAUGAAUCACCAAAAACGUUUAUUUGCACAUUUCAAGAGAGAAAACGGAGAAGCAACACCACUGUUUCGUUGAAUAUAAUGUAUGUUUGCGUUGGAACGAACUAUUUUCCAAACAUACACUAUCACUCUAUCAGCUACCUUCUUUAUUAAGUUGUUUCUAGUAAUAUUUAUUUGGUAUCUUUUGAU
Messenger RNA from Glycine soja, 3535 nucleotides. RefSeq names its product tRNase Z TRZ1. The record is from RefSeq and is a predicted model, not a curated record. The transcript has 9 exons. NCBI's taxonomy places the organism in Eukaryota, Viridiplantae, Streptophyta, Magnoliopsida, Fabales, Fabaceae. The coding region runs from base 1914 to 3167 and encodes 417 amino acids.